CAUCAGUAGGUCUCCUAACAUACGUGCUAUCGGUGAGCGACUUAUGAUUGAUGGGAGUUUCGCCUGCUGUUUGGCUUAAUUCGUGACCUCAAAGAAUGGACAACAGGAAUUUCCGACCCGAGGAAUGCUGCGAAUGACCGGAGAUAUGGGCGAACAGAGCGGAUGAAACGCAGUGACCACGCCCUACCUGCGUAUCCGAGAGAGGCCGGGCGGAACCCCAGAUAUUCUUCAGCUUGUCGCUAAGUUCCUCUCAGGAACCAUCGCUGGGAGACUGCUGAUAACAUGUGGAUUCUGCACGCUGAAUGACCUGAAAGACAAAGUCUACAUGCUUGGAAUAAAAUAGAGAAAGCAAGCAAUCUAAUGUCAACAAAAGAAGGCUUUGAAAAUAUCAACCAAGAGGAGCAUUUCUCAGUCCAACCCAAGGGACACAAAAAUGAGAGGACUUGAUGCAUGAGGAACACUCUUGUGGGCAAACAUUCAACAUGUCCUCUUACUGGAGAGCAGUUUAACAAACAUCGGUUUUGAGCAUCCUUGUAGAAAUAAAAGUGGACCAUGGAGCCACUUGAGGCUGCCGCUGGACAGAAAUGCACCAAGGAGCCGCGAGAGAAGAGCCCGCUGCAGAGAAAAUGGCUUUCAGAGCCCACAGCCAGCACUAAGAGAAGCACUUUCGCCGAUUCGCAGGGCAAGCGGCGCUCACAGCGUGAAGGCAAUCAGAGCGGCGACGCCGGCACUGCAGACUCGCUGGAAAAGGGCGCCUCCGGGACCCCGCCCUCCCCCGCAGUCAGCCAGCCGUCUCAUGAAAAACAGUUCCCGCAGCACUUCCCCGGGGCCUACUUCCGCCAGUUACCGCAUCCUUACCCACAGCAGGCUGCAGUCAGCAGAGACGUGGAGACGUUCCCGGCCGGCGCGAAGCCGCGGCUGCAGGCCAGCCUGGACGCGCAGGGCUGGCCAUUCGCUGGCCAGCUGCAGGCCCUCCCCCCAGAUGACCUGCUCCCCGGGCGAUCCCGCAGCCACGGAGGGGGUUUUCCCCACAGGAAGUCUCCCACUUUCCCUUUCAGCAAGUAUCCCCAGGCGGGGAGAGAGCAGCCAGAGGACCUCCACAGGAAGGAGCAGAAACCCAAGAAGCCGGGGAAGUACAUCUGCCACUACUGCGGCCGGGCCUGCGCCAAGCCCAGCGUGCUGAAGAAGCACAUCCGCUCACACACCGGGGAGAGGCCCUACCCUUGCGUGCCCUGUGGCUUCUCCUUCAAAACCAAGAGCAACCUGUACAAACACAGAAAGUCCCACGCCCACGCCAUCAAAGCCGGGCUGGUGCCCUGCUCGGAGCUGGCGUCCGCCCGGGGGGACGCGGACGCGGCGUUCUCGGUGGGGGAGGCGGAGGUGCAUUCUGAUGGGGAGCUGAGCACCGACACUGAUGAGGAUGCGGCUGAGGGGUUGGCGCUCCUGGAAAAAAGUAGCCCCCUCGCUUACGCGUCCUUCGAGGCUGACAAGAGCACAACGGAGAGGGACGGCGGCGAGACAGCAAGCACCGAGUCUGGCGAGGAGCUGACCGGGACCUCGGCGAAAGUGCCCCUGCUGAUCGUCCCCAAACAGGGAACGAUGUCAGCGGCUGCGCCGAGCCCCAAGUUCGCCGACGUCGAGACGUCUCCUGCGGGUCCCCGAGAAGGAGGCGGGGACGAAUUUCACUCCGUCAAGCAGCGGCUUGCGCUUAGACUCCAUGAGAAAAAGGGACAGGACUCCGAGUCCUCUUACAACCUGCUGAGCCCCCACAGCAAAGGCAGCACUGACUCGGGCUACUUCUCCCGCUCUGAAAGCGCCGAGCAGCAGGUCAGCCCGCCCAUCACCAACGCAAAAUCCUACGAGGAGAUCAUGUUUGGAAAGUAUUACCGGCCCAGCCCCAGGCCCAGGCAGUCCAUUACAGUGGGGAUGGCGACUGUAGCCCACAAAGACACUAAUGUAGCUGACUUGACUGACAAACCUAGUGUUGUGCAUAAAUUAGCCAUGGGAAAAUUUGCCGAAGACUGCAUGUCCUCCCACCUUUUCACAAAGGAUGAAAACAUGGUUGACCCAGUUAACCUAAAUACUAACAUAUUUUUAAGAGGAGCCAUUACAGAAUUGCAAAGGUCAGAAGGCUUCGACCGAAAGCAGUAUCCCCCAAGUCAAGUCAACCCCAUUCACCUCGAGGCUCCCUCAGAUACAGCGUCACUAAUGAGGAGCAAUUCCAUGCCGACGUCCUCUGCGACCAACCUUGACGUCCCCCCAGGUUUACGAGGGAGCCACUCCUUUGAUGAGAGGAUGACCUCUGACGACGUGUUUUACCCCAGUCCUGGCGGCCUGAGAAGGCUCAGGAGACAGGGUGCCUUUGAACUGUCAGCCCAUGAAGGCCAUGCGGAAUCCGAGAGCCACCCAGCCCUCUCCAAAAGCGCCGUUUCCCCACCUGGAGCAGCGAAAUCGGGGGAACGUUGUGCUCUGACGCCCGAGCUGAAAGGCUAUGCUUCGUACGGUGCGAAAGUUGGAAUGGAGGGUUACCCUGAAUUUCAGUCGCAGCUGAUGUAUCAAAGGCAGGUGAUGGAAACCGCCACCAGGAAACGGAGGAAGGAAAAGAGCGUAGGGGAUGAAGAGGACAGCCCCAGCCAUUACGCCAGUGACCACUCGGUUGAAAUGCUGGGGUCCCCUGGGGACUAUGACUCAAAACAAGUCAAUCAGGAGUCAUUGAGGACUACGCCUACCGGAAAAGGACACCUCCACAGUGUGCGUAGCCAGUCAGACAGCAUUGACAUGGGCAUUGGUGGGUCCUCUGAGGACAGGGUGCUCAUUCAAGACUCUGACAGGAAAACCCCAGUUAAUGUCAUCUCCGUCAUCCAGCACACCAACUCAUUAAGCAGACCCGGCUCUUUCGAGAAGUCGGACUCAGUUGACUACCCGUGCUACCUUCAGGGUAAACUUACCGGUUCGUAUUCUGAGCACUCUGACUCAGAAAACACUGAGGAGGUGCAAAGCAUGGACUCCCUGUCAAGAUCUGAGAGUAUAGAGCAGCAACAGAGUGAGGUUGACAUGCCAGCCCAGCAAAGGCACGUAGCGCCCAAACUGGUCCGUCAGCCCAACAUCCUAGUGCCGGAAAUUAGGGUGACCGAGGAGCCAGACAAACCCGAAAAGGGGCCCGAGCCGCCGGUGAAAGAGCCGGAGAAGCACGUGGAGGAGUUCCAGUGGCCGCAGAGAAGCGAAACGCUCUCUCAGCUUCCUGCCGAGAAGCUGCCGCCGAAAAAGAAACGCCUGCGUCUGGCCGAGCUGGAGCACUCCUCCGGCGAGUCAAGCUUUGAGUCGACCUGCACCAGCCUCUCCAGGAGCCCCAGUCAGGAGAGCAACCUGUCUCACAGCUCAAGCCUCUCCAUGUCGUUUGACAGGGAGGAGAGCGUCAAGCUGGGCUCCCCAAUGAGGCCGGAAGACCCCAACAAGCAGUCUGAGUUCCUGACCGUGCCGGGAAGCGGGCACCAGCAUCAUCAGAGAGAGAUGAGACGGUCGUCAUCAGAGCAGGCGCCCUGCACGUUGCCCUCAGAGAGCCUGGAGAUCAGGAGCAAGUCAUUUGACUAUGGGAGUCUUUCCCCCUUGUCCAGACAGGGUGAGGUCUACGCCAGCGCCUCCUCCAUGAAGGAGCGGAGACGAGGCUACUUGGUGAGGCAGGCCUCCUUAAGUGUUCACCCUGAAACCGGAAUGCAGGACAAAGGUUCAGAUAUGAACAUUAAGCAAGAGCACCUGGAACAAACGGUCAGCGGCCUCCACCGAGGCGCUUCUUCACCUCUGGCUGGUACAAGUCAUGGCGCGCCCGUCGCCGAUGCAGCUAGAAACAAGAGAAAUGUUCAGCCAGUCCUAGGUUUACAUAAUCGUCCACUGCAGCAGAGCAUCAGUGAGGAAGACCGGCAAGAGGGCCAUCCGCUAAUGCAGAAAGCAUAUCAUUUACCUGGCUGGCAGCCUUCAGAAAGUGACCAUCAGACGCAUGAAUUCUCCAGCCAAGAGGUAGCCUGGCACCCCGCCUCUUUUCACAGUGGCUUGGCUCAAUCACCAUUCCUGCCAUUUCAGCCAGGUACCUUCUGGCACCCGGAGUUGUCGCAACGCCACAAGCAGCACGUUGCUUUCCAGACACAGCAGCUACAAAAGCUACAUAUCAGGCAGCCCACUGCACAGCAGGCCCACCACAAACCCCAGCAGACUCCACAGCUGCAGCAGAUACAGGAGCAGGGUGAUUCAGAGCCUGCCGAGUUUGCAUCGGAUCAGAGCUACCAAUACAUCCCAAGAGGCUCGCCCCAUCAUCUCAGCAACCUCCUGUCAAAAGCCUUCACUGAGAGUCCGGGGCUUUUGCACCCGAAUCAGCCUGUCCUCUCCGUUCAGAACGCCAGGUCACAGCCAUCGCUGCCUAGCAUGCUGGUUCCUGUAAGAGUUCAGACCAACGUGCCGUCUUACGCCACUGCAACAUACACCAGUGUUUCACAGAUUUUGGUCCCCCAAGCUCAGAGUGCAAAUCCCACUUCUGCCAUAUGCAAAGUCACCGAUGACUCCGCUUUGAAGCCCGGAUUAGGGUUCAACCUGGCUCAGAUAUUGGGUCAACCCGGACCUCUCCUGCCCUAUCCCUUCUGGAAGGUUCCUGACCCGCCUCUGGUCCAGCUGAAUACAGGAAUCCCUCUGUCUCUGACCUGCGGAUCCAUCGUCACCACGGACGCCUCGAGCAUGGGGAGCAGCAAGCGCCUGCUGUCGCCGGCCAGCAGCCUGGAGCUCUUCACCGAGAUCAAACAGCAGAAGCGAGUGAAGGAGGAGAGGAUGUACGGCCAGAUCGUGGAGGAGCUGAGCGCCGUGGAGCUCGGCAACUCCAGCACGGCUAGCGAUGCCGGCAAGCUGCAGAAGCCGGGCCUUGAGAAGGACGACGGCUCUGCCGACCACCAGGAGGGUAUGGCGUCCCCACCGCUGUCCGGUGCCCAAUCCUCAAAGUUAUCCUCUUUUCCUUCACAAGAGGAGCAUAGGACCGGUCGCUACAGUCCUCCUCGGCCGAUGCAGACAGACUCUCCCGACGGCAGGGAGUCCCCGGAGGAGCUGGAGGUGGACGAGCCCCCCCGCGAAGCCGGCUCUGACCUGGCCUCAGCACUCUCUGCGGGUGGCGCUCCGGAGGUCAGGCAGGCGACAGAUGGCAAGACGUGGGGUGCCGCCGCAGCCAUUGGCGGUGCCUCUCUGCUGACCGCUGACGUUCAGCGGGUCCUUCGAUUCCCCAGCCUUCGCACCACCGCCAGCGUGAGCUGGUGCUUCCUGAGCUACACCAAGCCCACCGACGCCCAGACCGCCCCACACUCGUCCGUUUAUGCUUCCUGGUGCGUGAGCUCCAACAACCCAAACCCGCCCGGCCUCAACACCAAGACGGCUCUGGCGCUGCUCUGCUCCAAGCAGAGGAAGAACACAGAAACCUUCACAAUGGCCGCCAUGUGUCAGCCCGGAACCAGCAAACUCGUGUCAUCAUACCUGUGGCAGCAGAGGCUUGACCAGGUAGGAAAAAGGGUGAAGCCAGAGCUCAUGCAGUUAGACAUGAAUAAGUUUGAGAAAAAAGUGAGAGGCGUCAGCUCUCGGGAAAGAGUGAAGGAGGGCCACAGAGAGAAAGAGGCCACCUCGAAGCCCGCUGAGCCAACACGCAUCAAAAUCUUUGAAGGAGGGUACAAAUCGAAUGAAGAUUACAUCUACGUGAGAGGCCGGGGCCGAGGGAAGUACAUCUGUGAGGAGUGCGGCAUCCGCUGCAAGAAGCCCAGCAUGCUGAAGAAACACAUCCGCUCGCACACCGACGUCAGGCCCUACGUCUGCAAGUUCUGCAACUUCGCUUUCAAAACGAAAGGAAAUCUGACGAAGCACAUGAAGUCCAAAGCCCACAUGAAGAAGUGCUUGGAGCUGGGCGUGCCCGUGACGUCUGUGGAUGACGGCGAGGCGGAGGAAGCUGACAACGUGGAUGAGGGCAGGAGGGAUUCUGGGAAGGCGGAGGCGUUGGACGUGGUGGCGGAGCACCAAUUCUCUGAUGCGGAGGACUCGGAGGGUGCCGAGGAAGAGGGCGACGACAUCGAGGAAGACGACGACGAAGACGACGAUUACGACGGCGACUCCACCCCAAAGACCCGCUCCAGGAGUACGAGUCCCCGCCCCUACGGAAGCCCCGCCCCGUCUGUGACCGCUGUGGCCGCCUCCCAGGGCUCUUCCCCCGAGCUCCAGGGCCCCGCCCCCAAGCCGCCGCUCUGCAGCUACUUCCUGUCGCUGCCCAGCAUCCAGAUCACACCGCUUGCAGCGUCCGGCGAUCAGGAGGACGAGCAGCAGAGCGCAGGGGAGCGGAGCCGCCUGCAGGGGGCCUCCCUGAGCAGCAACGUGGCCGGCUCCAUGGAGGAGGACCGGGGGCUGUCCCCGAUUCGCGACUCCUCCCCGUCACGGCUGUCCUCUCUGGGCUGCGAGCCCGCUUCCCGCCGGUACCUGUCCCCGCGCAGAGACCUGUCGCCCCGCGGACGCCUGUCUCCGAGGCGGGAGGCCUCCCCGCUGCGCCACAUCUCGCCCAAGAGGAGGGACCUGUCGCCGCGGAGACACCUCUCGCCCGUGCCUCCGCGGGACCUCUCGCCCAGGAGCAGGCACCGAGGCAUGAUCCGGGCCGUGUCGCCCCGGAGGGGUUCCAACCGACACCUCCACAGCGCCCCCUGGGACCUGGGGCAGUACCUGCUGCCUGAGGCAGGGCUGGAGUUGAGGAAGAGCAGUCUCCAAGGAUUACGCCUCUCUGGGGAGGCGGUGGGGGCACGGGACCCCGUCGCCACGGUCAACCAGGGGUUGUUCAGCCACCUCCCCCUGCACUCCCAGCGGCAGGUGAGGACAGCCCUUCCCAUGAUUCCUAUCGGCGGGAUCCAGGUGGUGCACUCCGCACCCACGUCGGUCGCCGGCCCCGCCCCUCCCGUGCAGCUCCCGCCACAGAAGAGCACGUGGAAGGAGUCCGGGGCCGAGGCGAGUCUCCGCCCCCGGGAGGCCAGCGCCUCCCUCCUCCGAAAGGAGAAGCUCCCCUCCCCCGCAGCCUCCCCGGCGUCGCCGGGCGUGAGCAGCCCGUCCCCCGGCCCCGCCCACGGGGACUCUGCCGGCGUCGGGGAGGAGGACGGCAGACAGGACGAGAGCGUGCAGACCUGCACCAGGGCCAUCGCGUCCCUGCGGAUCGCCUCGGAGGACGCCCCCGACAGGCCCGCCCAACCCGCCGACCCCCGUCACCCCUGGCCUCCCCUCCCGAGCUCCGCCGGGGGUGAGCGCCACGCUGUUCCGCACUUCAGCGGCUCAGAGCGCCAGCGUUCACAGGCGGGUGUUUCAGCCACUCCCACUGAACCCAGCUCUGAACAUGAUAGGCUAGCUGCGUCCGAGGCUCCGCCCAGCCACCCCGCUGUCUGUAGUAAAAGUGCCAAUGAGAGACUGUUAGACCAACAGGUCCUCAGGGAGACGUCCACAAGCGCAAAGACGGGUAAAGAUUCUCCAAAAGAAGCUAUGGACUACAGGUGAAACAUAGCAGUAGGGGAUUGCAGUGGAAACACACACACACACACACACACGCGUGUAGACAAGUCUUUAAACAGCAAAUUAAGUAGGGAUUCUAUAGAUUAAACCUAUGUAUAGCACGCCUUUAUAACCUGGUUUGCUAUUUAAGGAUUUCAUUCUUAUUUAAAGUUUGAGAAGUUAUGUUAAAUUAUAUAUGAGCCUGACCAAAAUUGC
Molecule: messenger RNA, 7749 nt
Organism: Megalops cyprinoides (Indo-Pacific tarpon)
Lineage: Eukaryota; Metazoa; Chordata; Actinopteri; Elopiformes; Megalopidae
Product: human immunodeficiency virus type I enhancer-binding protein 2 homolog
Exons: 8
Coding region: 553-7539 (2328 amino acids)
Biological process (GO): regulation of transcription by RNA polymerase II
Cellular component (GO): nucleus
Molecular function (GO): DNA-binding transcription factor activity, RNA polymerase II-specific; RNA polymerase II cis-regulatory region sequence-specific DNA binding
Source: RefSeq, a predicted model, not a curated record